Messenger RNA from Stylonychia lemnae, 2589 nucleotides. The record is from the annotation of a GenBank genome assembly. Lineage: Eukaryota; Ciliophora; Spirotrichea; Sporadotrichida; Oxytrichidae.
AUGCUUCUUUACCUCAAAAAAGAGUAAAUUUUUGAUAUUAUAAUUCGUGUAAAGGCUGAAUAAGUGAUUCAGAGAUGGAAAACAGUCCAGAAAACCGGAGAUGAAAUAGAUCUAUAUUUGAUGACACAGUCAAAGAAAUUUAUGAAAUACACAACCAAUGUUUUCCUUCUUCACAGACAUGCCUUGAGACUCUAGCAUUGGUACUUUGAAAAAAGACACAAUCAGCCCAAAUAGCAAGCACCUACCGUUGAAAAAUAACAAGAAAAUAAAGUUAAUGCUGAAAAGUCAAAUUUAACAACCAUAAAUACAUAGUAAUCUGCUACAACUACUACUGUGACUGCAGUAGGAAAUACCGAGAGCCAAGUGCCUAAAAAAUCUAUGCCAACCCCAACACAAUCUGCCUCUUCCAAGUUUUCAAAGAUAAAUGGUUCUAACAGACUACCCAAGGCAGCUGAGAAAUAAAUACUUAAACAGCAAGAGGAAUAGAAAAAGAAGGAAGCACUGGCUCUCAAACAAAAAGAGGAUAAAGAGUAAAUUGAUAGCAAAGCUGUUAAAACUACAGAGGCUAAUGAGACUGCUAAAGUGAGUGAUACCACAAUCCAGCCCUAUGUUAAGGCUGGAGCUCAAAAGCCACCAGUUAUUAAGAAUCCCCCUGCUAGAACUGGCUCAAUCAAAACUCCCUCAAGUGUGAAUCCACUUAACGGAUAUCCUAAAAUUACUGAUAAAACUAAUACUUUUUUAGUAUCUGAAGAAACUUUUGUGAUUGAAAAAGAUGCUAAUAACAACGAGAAAUUGAUCAAAUAAGAGAAGCAUAACUUCAAGAGCAGAUCUAACAGACCAUAAUCAGUAAUGAAAUCAGAUUUAUGCUCUACUGGUGAACUAAACUCAACUACUACCAUUACUCAAGAGGGAUCGAAGAGUAUUGUCACUACAACUUCCACAGUUCCAAUCACAAAUCUCAGAUCAUCCGUUAGACCAAUAACAACUAGUUCAAAUGGUACCUCAGACAAGGCUUCAGUUGAUAAUUAGUCUUCAAAGACACCUAAUACCCAAACUAGAAAAGCUUUCCAAAGAGCUACCAGCACCAAAGUCAUUAAUCAACCUUAGUCUGCCUCAAAUAAAACCCAAGCCACCGAGCCAAUUUAGUUCUCAGGCUCUUAGUCAUUAGUUGAAACAAACAAACCUGAACCAAGUGUGACUUCUACCACUGAGUCACAACCCAAAAAGCAUUCCUUCAAGUCAGCUAGAAAUACUAGCACAAGAACCAGUACAACCAAUCUCAAAUCAGAGGCAACUGAGGAACUAAAGAAAUCAACUGUAUAAACUUCUAAGGCAGUAGCAGGUGAUAGUGGUGCUGAUGGCAAAAACACAGAGAGAUCAGUUACAUCUCAGUCCAUGCAUACCCCUAUCAUUGGUGGAAGUAAAAGCCAUUAAGAGUUAAAGAAGAACGAUCCACCUAAGGCAGUUGCAGUUAAUCACAACAAAAAAUGGGGAGAGAGGCAGCAUUCUUGGAAACCAUAAUAAUUCGAUAGCGUGUAAGCUUUAGUUGAGAAGGGGUGGCAAGAUGCUGAGCAACUUAAGGAAAAGAAAGCUCACUCUAGAUAAGCCUCAAAGGCAAAGCAUCAUGCUAACUAGCCAAUAAAGGAAGUAAUCGAAGAGUAAAAAGUAGAGGAAAUCGUGGUUGAUGCUUGGUAAAGAGCUGAAGAGAUCAAGUAGCAAAGAAAAGAGGAGAGAGAAAAAAUCCAAUAAAGAAGUAAAUCUAAGACUGGCCUAGUUAAACCUAAAUGGGGAGAGAGACAAACUAGCUGGAAAGCUGCUGACUUUGAUUCAGUGCAAGCUUUGAUAGACUAGGCUUGGACUCACAAGGAUGAAGAUAAUGAUAAGAAACAACUGAGCAAGCAGAAAAAGAAGAAGGCUCAGUAAGAACCAGUCAUGCAACAAAUUCAAGAGGAGCCAGAACAUCACACUCAUAGAGAAAGUGUUCCUACCAAAAGAUUCAACGAAUCUGAGUCAGAGUCACCCUUGAAAAGACCUGCUUUCAAUGUCAACAUCGUAACUGAGAAUCUAGACGAUGAGAACAGAAACAAGACUGAACUAGCCAAGAGAAUUGAAGCUGAUAAGAAAAAGGAUGCUUAAUUCUUGCAAUCAGUCACUCAUACAGAUAUCGAUGAUGCUUCUUCUUAUAUGUGCUCACAAGGUGGGUCUCCAUUCAAAAAGGCCAGAAGAACUAGAGAUGAAAGAAGAAAGAUAAGUUCUCAAAACGGUAAAAAGAGCGAAAGCUCUAAGAGGUCCCCCACAAAGAAAUCCCCAACAAAGAAAUCACCGGCCAAGUAAAUCCAAGUGCAUGUUGAGAACACUGAAAAUGAGACUCCAGGCAAGAUUGUUUCACUCUUGGCUGAUAAAAAUCAAAACAGUGAGAGCAAGAACACCUUGGGUGAGUAGCAAUAAUCAACAUCUAAGAGAUUAAACUUCGAGUCACACAAGAAAAGCCCAUUGAAAGGUUCACCUUCAAAAGAGCUUAACACCGCACUUAAGGACCAAGAGCAUCAUAUAUUCAGAGAGAGCGAUUCUAACAUUGCUGUCGAAUGA